Rhizophagus irregularis DAOM 181602=DAOM 197198 is the source of this 969-nucleotide messenger RNA. RefSeq lists its product as uncharacterized. Lineage: Eukaryota; Fungi; Glomeromycota; Glomeromycetes; Glomerales; Glomeraceae. Gene Ontology annotation, molecular function: magnesium ion transmembrane transporter activity. Gene Ontology annotation, cellular component: membrane. Gene Ontology annotation, biological process: intracellular magnesium ion homeostasis; magnesium ion transmembrane transport. The record is from RefSeq and is a predicted model, not a curated record.
AUGGCCGAAUUAUUAAAACAAGGAAUUUUUUGGCUUGACGUUCUUGCACCAACUGAAACUGAAAUGAGAAUUUUAAGUUCGAUUUUUCGUAUUCAUCCGCUGACAAUGGAAGAUAUUGAGACAGAAGAAUCGCGUGAAAAAUGUGAACUCUUCAAGAAUUAUUAUUUUGUUAGUUUUAGAUCUCAUGAUAAUAAUUUUAAUACGCCUGAUAUUGAGCCUAUUAAUAUGUAUAAUGUUGUCAUGAGAGAAGGAAUUUUAACAUUUCAUUUUCAACCAACGCCACAUCAGCAUAACGUUAGGAAAAGAAUACAAUAUUUGAAAGAUUUCAUCACACUCACACCUGAUUGGAUAAAUUAUGCCAUAAUGGAUGAUGUUACGGAUUAUUUCGCACCUUUAAUUCAAAAAGUGGAAUUUGAAUCCGAUGCAAUUGAUCAACUCGUUAUGGUACUUAAAAAAUCCGAACAGCAAGAUAUGUUGGUGAGAAUAGGAUUAUGCCGUAAACUGGUUAUGACAUUAUUAAAAAUGUUGGGAACAAAAGUUGAUGUUAUAAAAGGACUAAUUAAAAGAUUUGAAGAUAAAUUACUUGUUAAUGAAAGUGAUAAAUGUGGUUCCGGAGAUGUAACUCUUUAUUUGGGUGAUAUUCAAGAUCAUAUUAUUACUAUGUUGCAAAAUCUUAAUCAUUAUGAAAAUAUGUUAUCGCGUGCACAUUCAAAUUAUCUUGCCCAAAUAUCAAUUGAAAUUACACAAUUGAGUAACACGACUAAUGAUUUUUUGAAUAGAAUGACUGUUUUUGCUACCAUUUUAUUGCCAAUGAACGUUAUUACAGGAUUAUUUGGCAUGAAUGUUCAUGUACCCGGUCAAGAAGAUAAUCAUUUGGCAUGGUUUCUUGGAAUAGUUGGUUCAUUUGGUAUAAUUCUAAUUAUAGGAACUUUUUUUGCAAGAAAAUUGGUAAUGAAAAUGGAUCAAUAG